This is a messenger RNA of Odobenus rosmarus divergens (Pacific walrus), 2886 nucleotides long. RefSeq names its product POU class 3 homeobox 1 (gene POU3F1). Gene Ontology annotation, biological process: brain development; regulation of transcription by RNA polymerase II. Gene Ontology annotation, molecular function: DNA-binding transcription factor activity, RNA polymerase II-specific; RNA polymerase II cis-regulatory region sequence-specific DNA binding. The coding region runs from base 43 to 1401 and encodes 452 amino acids. Gene Ontology annotation, cellular component: nucleus. NCBI's taxonomy places the organism in Eukaryota, Metazoa, Chordata, Mammalia, Carnivora, Odobenidae. The transcript has a single exon. The record is from RefSeq and is a predicted model, not a curated record.
AGCGGAGCGGCGGCGGCGGCGCGGCGCAGGGCGCGGGGCGGCAUGGCCACCACCGCGCAGUACCUGCCGCGGGGCCCCGGCGGCGGAGCCGGGGGCACGGGACCGCUUAUGCAUCCGGACGCCGCGGCGGCAGCGGCGGCGGCGGCGGCCGCCGAGCGGCUGCACGCGGGGGCCGCGUACCGCGAAGUGCAGAAGCUGAUGCACCACGAGUGGCUGGGCGCGGGCGCGGGCCACCCCGUGGGCCUAGCGCACCCCCAGUGGCUACCCACGGGAGGAGGAGGCGGCGGCGACUGGGCCGGGGGCCCGCACCUGGAACACGGCAAGGCGGGCGGCGGCGGUACCGGCCGAGCCGACGACGGCGGCGGCGGAGGAGGAGGUUUCCACGCGCGCCUGGUGCACCAGGGAGCGGCCCACGCGGGCGCUGCAUGGGCGCAGGGCGGCACGGCGCACCACUUGGGCCCAGCCAUGUCGCCGUCCCCAGGGGCCGGCGGGGGCCACCAGCCCCAGCCGCUCGGGCUGUACGCGCAGGCGGCCUACCCUGGGGGCGGCGGCGGCGGCCUGGCCGGGAUGCUGGCGGCGGGCGGCGGCGGUGCGGGGCCCGGCCUGCACCACGCGCUGCACGAGGACGGCCACGAGGCGCAGCUGGAGCCGUCGCCUCCGCCGCACCUGGGCGCCCACGGACACGCACACGGACAUGCACACGCGGGCGGCCUGCACGCGGCGGCGGCGCACCUGCACCCAGGCGCGGGCGGCGGUGGCUCGUCGGUGGGCGAGCACUCGGACGAGGACGCGCCCAGCUCGGACGACCUGGAGCAGUUCGCCAAGCAGUUCAAGCAGCGGCGCAUCAAGCUGGGCUUCACGCAGGCCGACGUGGGGCUGGCGCUGGGCACGCUGUACGGUAACGUGUUCUCCCAGACCACCAUCUGCCGCUUCGAGGCCCUGCAGCUGAGCUUCAAGAACAUGUGCAAGCUCAAGCCGCUGCUCAACAAGUGGCUGGAGGAGACCGACUCGUCCAGCGGCAGCCCCACCAACCUGGACAAGAUCGCGGCGCAGGGCCGCAAGCGAAAGAAGCGCACGUCCAUCGAGGUGGGGGUCAAAGGCGCGCUCGAGAGCCACUUUCUCAAGUGCCCCAAGCCCUCGGCGCACGAGAUCACCGGCCUGGCCGACAGUCUGCAGCUGGAGAAGGAGGUGGUGCGCGUCUGGUUCUGCAACCGGCGGCAGAAGGAGAAGCGCAUGACCCCGGCGGCGGGCGCCGGCCACCCGCCCAUGGACGACGUUUACGCACCGGGCGAGCUGGGGCCGGGCGGGGGCGGUGCGUCGCCGCCCUCGGCGCCCCCGCCACCCCCGCCGGCCGCGCUGCACCACCACCACCACCACACACUGCCCGGCUCGGUGCAGUGACCCCGCGGGCCGGGCCCCCGCCGGCGCGCGGCGAAGCGCCGCGCGGCCUGAACUCUUUUUGUUCGGUUGCUUUGGAUUUUACAAAAAGCCCAGAAACUUUCGAACAAAACCAAACACCCGGACGACCCUCUCUGGCGAGCGGCUGCGUCGCCCGAGCCCCGGGAGAGAGGGGCGAAGAUCUGGAACGCGCCAACUCACCCCGGGCAUCCUGCCCGCCACCUGCUCCCUGCCCCCAUCCCCUCGACGACCCCCGCCCUUGCCCCCCCGGGCUGUUCGGGGCCGGAUCCCGGCAGCGGCCUCCCCACAGCGACAGGUAACGCGGUACGGGGUUAGGGAUUCCCUGGCAGAGAGGACGAAGAGAGGAGGGUUCCCUGUCCCUCUCCCCGGCGCGGACUCCCGAGCCUGCGGGUCGAGGGUGGGGGACUGUCACUUAAUUCGCUCCACGCCUCUUCUCUCCCACAAGGAUGCGCCCCAUCCCCCUUACCCUUCCUCCGGGCUUGGUUUUUUACGGUUUUUAUUUAUUCAUGGAGCCUCCCGGUUCCUGGGGUCCUUCUAACUCCGCCCGCGCCCUUAAUUUAAAUCGCUGUAUACUGUAUUUAUCGGGGCCCCGGAGGGGAGGCCGCGAGAGCCGCGUCUGUGUAUAAAAGCAGGAAAUAGCCAAAGCUUUAAUCUAGCCUAAUUUAUUUUUUUUCCCUUACCUUCCCUUGCCCUACCCCCUAAAAAGCAAAACAAAAACAACAACAACAAAAAAAAACUAACAAAAAAAAAUUCGAGUGUUCAUUUUUCGUUUCGUUUUAUCCGAGCUGCGAUUCGGUUCCCGGCCACGCGGGAGGGGUCUGCGCUCCCACACACAGCCCCCGGGAAGAGGCUUCUGCCCCGCCGCAGACUGACCGCUGCACAGCUGGGCCCCGGCUCCCCGCGGGGCCCUGCCCUCCUGGCCACCGCCAAACGAAACUUGAAAAAGUUGGAGAUAUUUUUUAACCAGCUGUAGAAAUAAGCCGUCCCCUGAGAACCUUCUGCCUGAUUCCCUGCAGCUUCCGCCUGCUCCCUUUCCAGCCCCACCUGGGAUGCGGGAUGCUGGGGCGGCCAGGAGAGAAAUUCCCCAAGUUUGGGGUGAGGUGGGAACCAUGUAAAUAUGUGAGAUAUGUACACACAUUUUGUGCUUGGUUUUUAUUUUUGGUUUUUCCGGGCUGCCCUCCAUCCCCAUCCGAGAGGAUUUUGUACACCGAAUAAUCCGAAAAAAAAAUAUUUUAAUAUGAUUUCCAGAUUUCUGGCCCAUCUCUAUUUAUUUUCUGGAUGUGUUUGGAGCUUCCCCCUUCUCCAUUUCUUGUUCUGUUUGUUACAGUUUGGAUUUAAAUUUUGUUAUUUUAUUUUUAUUAUUUUUCGGAACAAUGUUUUGGUGCAUUCUUUGUAUCUUUAUUGCAAAAAAAAAUAAUGUAGACUGGGAAGUUCCCUUUAUAUUUAUGUUAUAGUAAAUAUUUUAUU